AUGAAUCCCACCUCCUCAGACCCAUUAGCCGCGCCGCCGCCGCCGCCGCAGCUGCAGCAGCCUCCGAGAUCCUCCUUCAGCUGCGACCGCCACCCUGCCGAGCAGUUCACCGGCUUCUGCCCCUCCUGCCUAUGCGAGCGCCUCACCACCCUAGAUCACUCCUCCUCCAACACUCCCUCCUCCUCUCGCCGCCCUUCCUCCGCCUCCGCCGCCAUAAAGUCCCUGUUCUCCUCCAAAAACGCCUCCCUCCCGCCGCCGCCUCCGGCGGCCACCAAAACCUCGAAACCCUUGUUUUUCCCCGAGCUGCGCCGGACCAAGUCCUUCUCUGCCUCGAAGAACGAGGCCCUCGGGCUCUCGUUCGAGCCACAAAGGAAGUCCUGCGAUGUCAGGGCGAGGAGCACCCUCUCGACCCUCUUCACGCUCGACGGCGGUGCUAAAGCGGCCGCCGGAAACAUAAAUCUGAACUGCAGCAAACCCUCCUCAUUCCCGGCCUCCUCAAUUGCCUCAGCCUCUCACCAAAACCCACCAAACGCCAAAAAAAUCGAAUCUUUCGUAACCAAUGAAGCGGAAAAUGAUUCCCACAAGGACCCUGUUCUUGUGUACGAUGAUGUCACCAAUGACGAUGGAGUUGAAAUUAGGCCCGUUAGAGACACCCAUUUGGAAAAUUUGAGAAAUUCGAUUGCAAACGAGUUCAAUAGCAAUGAGAUAGUUGAAGAAGACGACUCGGCCGGUGUUAGCAACAGCUUGAAGCCUAUGAAAGACCACAUUUACCUCAACACUCAAGAAAAGAAGAGCUCGGGAGGUGGGGGGUUCUGGUCUGCAGCCUCGGUUUUCAGCAAAAAGUGGCACAAAUGGCGGCAGAAGCAAAAGACCAAAAGUUCCUCCACAAAUGGCUGCAAUUUUGCAGCUUUGCCGGUUGAAAAGCCGAUGUCGAGGCAGUUAAGGGAGACCCAGUCCGAAAUCGCCGACUACGGCUUCGGCAGGAGGUCCUGCGACACGGGCCCAAGAUUCUCCCUUGACGUAGCCCGAAUAAGCGUCGACGGCCCAAGAUACUCGUUCGACGAGCCACGGGCCUCGUGGGAUGGCCACUUGAUUGGCCGGAGCUUCUCGAGAAUGGCCCCUAUGGUCUCGGUCAUGGAGGACAGUCCAUCUUCCGGCACGCGACAUAUCGCACGCUCGGACAUGCAGAUUCCGGUGGAGGGCAGUUUGGUAAUUUGUGCGAAGGAUGGCGAAAACGUUCCGGGAGGGUCGAUGCAGACGAGGGAUUACUAUCUCGACUCGUCCUCCUCCCGGAGGAGAAAGAGCCUGGACAGGUCCGACGAGAUGAGGUCGGUUUCUAAUGCAAAUGCCGAUUGCUUUGCUGAAUUGAUGGCUGGUGAGAAAAACUGUAAUACGAAUAACUUGAGGGAUUCGAGCGUAAAUUCACAGUCCUUCUUGAAGGAUGAUUGUUAUGAGACGUUCGAGUUGAGCAGUGGUGUGUUUGGGGAGAAGAAGGAGCCGAAAAAGUCGAGGAGGCCGUGGAGUUGGAGGAUAUGGGGUUUUAGUUUCAUAAAUCGACGUAAUAGUAAGGAUGAGUAUGAGGAUGAGAAAAACUGUGGGGGGAAUGGGGUCGAAAGAUCAUUUUCCGAGUCUUGGCAAGAUUUGAGAUUGAAAAACGGGGACUUUAAGGGUCAAAUGAGCCGGAACAUGUUAAGGAGCAAUAGUAGCGUGAGCUUGUUUAGGAGCAUGAGCAAAUCCGGUGGAGAGAUUAACGGGAGAAAGAAAAAGGACGAGUUUGUUUUGGAGAAAAAUCGGAGUGUGAGGUACUCCGCUAACGAAGUUUCGGAUAAUGGGCUUUUGAGAUUUUACUUGACGCCUAUGAGGAACAGUAGCCGGAAAGUGGGGUUCAAACCGAGUAAUUCACACUCGAUUGCUAGGAGCGUGCUGAGGCUGUAUUGA
Striga hermonthica is the source of this 1938-nucleotide messenger RNA. The record is from the annotation of a GenBank genome assembly. NCBI's taxonomy places the organism in Eukaryota, Viridiplantae, Streptophyta, Magnoliopsida, Lamiales, Orobanchaceae.